Molecule: messenger RNA, 1944 nt
Organism: Aureobasidium vineae
Lineage: Eukaryota; Fungi; Ascomycota; Dothideomycetes; Dothideales; Saccotheciaceae
Source: the annotation of a GenBank genome assembly
AUGGAGACAGGGACGCCGAACAUGACUCCGAUGCCAGCAGAAGUACCUGCCAAGGCCGAGGUGGACGACUUCCUGCGCCGCAAACGAAAAGCGCGUGAGCACAAGGCUUGUUAUCCGUGUCGACAACGAAAAGUUCGCUGUGAUCUUGCCAGGCCGUGUCGCACCUGUGUCGAGCGCGAACACCCUGAGCUAUGCGACUACCACCCACCUAAUAAGAAGCAGAAUAACUCUACUUCGUCCUCGGCGUCUCUCGCGCUUCCUACUGCGGGUACCAGCAGUGGGGUUCCUGCAUUGAGCGCCAAUACCGUGACGCUUUCGCGAUCGGAUUUUGAUCAUCUCUGUCGAAAACUGGACAAUGUCGAGUCUGCGCUUGAGGAUUUGCGCAGGGAGAUGAAAAGCUCGAAUAGUAGACCAUCUCAACACGUUUCUGGACGUUCUUCACCAUCAAGUACUACGCAGAAGGCGGAUGGUGCGCAGCCAUGGAUCAACAAUCAAUUCACCCGUCAUACCACUGUCCAUGGACUUCACGCUCGAAAUGAUCUGACUGGCCAAACAGUACAUCUAGGAGGAUCCUCAGUACCCGCACUUGUCAUGGCCUUGGGUCAAGGUGAUCGCGAACAGCCCUCUGUACAGGAAAUCCUCGGCAGAUCUAUUCUUCCCAUGUUCGGUCUGGAUAACGAAACGGCGACGUAUCCGUUUGUGGAUCUCUGGNGGUUGGCUCAUGGCUCUCUCGCACGCGCUCAAGAACUGGCCAAGACGAUACCUACCGAUAGUCAAUGCUUAUCUUUCUUCCGGUAUUACCAAAAUUUGGGAAACAUCAUUUUCCCGGGUGUUGCAGACAUUUCAACCUUCGAGAUGGACUUGACGCGAUUCUUGCAGAAGAGAAAUGAGCAGAUGGGCGUGGCUGGAUCUUUGCCUGCCGACAGUCCUCUUCCUGGAGUCACUGAGCAAGCUAUUUACGACAAGAAUCUCGAGUGGGUUGGCCUACUAUUUGCUGUUCUGGCGAGUGGUUGCCAAUGUUCUGGUCUGCCAAGGAAAGAACGUGAAUUGACUUCUCAAGUCUACACAGUGUGUUGUAGUUUCGAGUGUCUGCGCUUCACCAACUUCCUAUCCCAUGUGACACUAGAGAGUAUCCAGACACUGUUGAUCCUAGGAAACAUUCCACCUUACCACCUCGCCAUGUACAGACUCUGCAGAGUCGGUCUCGAGAUUGUACGCGAUCGCACCAAGACCAUGAGCUCGCGCGAGCUGUUUGCCAGAAUCACAAAUCACAGAAACGAGAUCGACGACAUUAUGGCGGGCACAGCCGACUACUUGCGCGACUCACGCACCUGCAAAUCGGUAGAGGAGUCGCUCGAGCACUGGGCUCUUUACCUGCACGUGUCGUACAUAGUCUCCGAGCUGUGUCGACCAGCCAUCAGUCCCAGCACAGCCAGCUACGAACUAUCCAAAGCCUUCAAACAGACCUGCAUCGACAGCUUGGUCAGCACAGUCGAGGCUUUCCUCGGACUCCAAAACAUCACACCUUAUGCGAGACAAUCUUGGGCUGCUGUGCACCGCAGUCUAAGCUCUGCACUCCUCCUCGGCAUCAUGGGCGAGCAUGCCCACAACGAACGUGCUCGCCGUCUCCUAGGCCGAUUUGUCGCACUCAUGUCAGACAUGCAAUCAGCACUGGACCCGCAAGAACUCGCCGCACCCAUGGAAAGAGCCAUCACCGCACUCAAAAAGCUAAACAUCCAAGAAUCGAGACCGUCGAGGUUUAUCGAGGAUAUUGCUAUGGCGCCUUCCGGUGGCAGUGUUGCGGAUAGCAGUGAGAGUCCUGGGAUGGCGGGUGUUGACCACUCGAGUGUGUUUCCUUCCAAUACCAGUGCGUUGGUUGAUGAGGAGUAUUCGCCGUACAGCGUGCUCAACUCGAUCUUGUGGGGGCAGGGACUGACUCCUUGA